AUGACUGGUAUUCUUAGUCAUAUACCAAUGCCUGUAUUAUACGGUGUAUUCUUAUACAUGGGUAUAGCUGCGCUUGGUGGCAUACAGCUCUUCGAUAGAAUCCUUCUCUUACUAAUGCCAAUGAAAUACCAGCCAGACACGAUUUACAUUCGACAUGUGCCAAUAUCGGUGAUUCAUAAGUUCACAUUUUGUCAGGUAGCCUGUCUUGCAGUUUUAUGGAUUGUCAAAUCUAUAAAACGGACCUCUAUUGCUUUUCCAAUUAUGUUGGUGGUAAUGGUUGCUGUUCGAAAGGUCAUGGAAAAAUUCUUCACGGAGAAAGACUUACGUUAUUUGGAUGAUAAAAUGCCUGAUUUCCACUUGAGAAAGAAGGAGGAUAUGAAGAGGAAGAAAAGUGCUAUGGAAGAAUUCGAUAUAGACCUGGAAGAGAAUCAAGGUACGAUACACGCCGUAAAGACAGAAGCGCAUCUGCAUAUUCCAACAGCAAGUGGAGAAAUAAUCAAGAUUCCGCUGGCAGCAAUUCAAGAGCCUUCACAUAACAUUCACAAUAUGAAUAUCUCGAAUGAAGUAAACAGAACUGGAAUGUGGAAGCAUAUCACUUUGGGAACAAAUCAGUUGUCUUCGUCUGCAUUACUAGCAUCAGCGCCUGAAGUGAAGAUUCCAGAUGACAAUGAGGAAGAUGAUGAUGCGAUAAUUAUACGGGUCACUAAACCAACAUCAAUAAACUCUAAUGUACAAUCAAAUAACGAGGAGACACCAUUGUUGGAUAAUCAGAAAUCAGAAACCAAAAUGUAG
Acanthocheilonema viteae is the source of this 792-nucleotide messenger RNA. The record is from the annotation of a GenBank genome assembly. Lineage: Eukaryota; Metazoa; Nematoda; Chromadorea; Rhabditida; Onchocercidae.